GGCAAAGAAAAUGGCGAGUUGUGGGGCUAAAGUGCCGGGCUCAGCUCUCUUCUUCUUACUACUGCUGCUCGUCACUUGGAGUUGUGGCUGCGCCCAAGCCGAGGAGGAGAAAGAGGGACAGCGCUCCUGCCACGGCGCCUUCGAUCUCUAUUUCAUCUUGGACAAGUCAGGCAGCGUGAGACAUCACUGGACAGAAAUUUACUCCUUUGUUGAAAGUUUGGCUGAAAAAUUCAUAAGCCCAAUGUUGCGGAUGUCUUUCAUUGUCUUCUCCUCCAAGGGAACUACCAUCAUGAAGUUGACAGAAGAUAGAGAAGCAAUCCGUCGGGGUCUAGAGGUCCUUCGGUAUGAAGUGCCCGGAGGAGACACAUUCAUGCAUAAAGGAUUUGAAAGGGCGAAUGAGCAGAUUUACCAUGAAAACUACGGAGGUCUCCAUACUGCAAGUGUGAUCAUUGCCCUGACAGAUGGAGAACUGCAGGAGGAACAAUUUUAUUUUGCAGAGAAAGAAGCAGACAGAGCCAGGGCCUUUGGGGCUAUUGUCUACUGCGUGGGAGUCAAAGAUUUCAACGAGACACAGCUAUCAACGAUUGCUGAUAGCAUUGAUCACGUGUUCCCUGUUACGGGUGGAUUUCAUGCUCUUCGAGGAGUCAUUGACUCUAUCCUGAAGAAAUCCUGCAUUGAAAUCUUAGCAGUGGAGCCUUCUAGUGUGUGUGCAGGAGAGUCCUUCCAAGUGGUGGUGCGAGGCAAUGGCUUCUAUCACGCGCGGAAUAUCGACCAAGUUCUGUGCAGCUUUAAGAUCAAUGACACCGUUACCAUGAAUGAGAAACCAACGGUUGUGCAAGAUACAUACUUAUUCUGUCCUGCACCAAAGCUAGAUGAGGUUGGACAGGUGGUUUUUCUCCAAGUCAGCAUGAACAAGGGACUCACCUUCAUCUCCAGCUCAGUCAGUAUCACCAGCACCAAAUGUCUCAGUGGAACAAUUCUCUUCAUUGCCCUGUUAGUUCUGUUUCUGUUACUGGCCCUGGCCCUUCUGUGGUGGUUCUGGCCUCUUUGCUGCACAGUGGUGAUUAAGGAACCACCCCCACCUCCACCCCCACCAGCGGACUCAGAUGAAGAAGAUGGAAUGCCCAAGAAAAAGUGGCCAACAGUGGAUGCCUCUUAUUAUGGUGGCCGAGGAGUUGGAGGCAUUAAAAGAAUGGAGGUGAGAUGGGGAGACAAAGGUUCAACAGAGGAAGGGGCCAAACUGGAAAAGCCCAAAAAUGCUGUCAUCAAAUUACCAGAGCAAGAAUUUGAGCCGUGGGAGCCUAAACCAAAGAAACACAGCAGGAAAGAGCUUCCUUCACAGAGAAAAUGGUACACUCCCAUCAAGGGCAAACUGGAUGCUUUGUGGGCAUUGGUUCGACAAGGGUAUGACCAAGUAUCACUUAUGAGACCCCAGCCAGGAGACAAGGGAAGGUGCAUCAACUUCACCAGAGUAAAAUCUGAUGGCAAACCGACUUCCUUCAAGCAGCCCCCAAGACCACCCCCCAGCCACGAGAGCGUCCCCCUCAACAAUGCCUCCCGGGGCCCUCCUCCUCCUCCAUCGUCUCUUCAGCCUCCUUCCAGACAGCUGCCUCCCGUUCCCCCUCCUGCACGGCUGCCCCCAGGACCCCCACCAUCCCGCCCACCUCCUCAGCCUGACUUUUAAAACUCCAGAGGAACCAAGAUUGACAAAACUGAGUUCUUUACUGAAUUCAAUAUAUUUAUUGAGUCUUGGUUUACAGUUGAAAAAUAUUGGAAUUUGUUGCUGGUCAGCAAAAAAAAUUACCAUGUGUCAAUUUACUAUAUGAAAUAUUUUUAUAUAUCACAUACAGGAGUGGAUUUAUCAGUAGAUAAAUCCAGGUAUCUGUCCUGAUGUAUAUGUGGGUACCUAGGUCCCUAUAUGUACCCAAUUAAGUCAUUUAUAUACCUGGAUGACUCAUCCACUCCUAAUGUUUCCUCAUUAUUCACAACUCCAGAAUAGAGUAUUCAGAAAUUAACAGGGUCUGCUUUCCUUGGAAGAGUCAGAAAAGCUCUUUGAUCUGUGAAUGAAACAAACACUUUCUCCUUCACACAAAGAGAAUUCUUCUCUCCCCAAAUCUUUUCAAGUCAGUCCCAUUGACCCACCCUUCUCCAUUGUUCCACAUACCCAGUUUCUUUUGGCAUGAUCAAGAAUUCUUCUUAUGACACGGGGCAGCAUGGCCCCAUGUAGGGUGAAUUGGAUGGUAUUGCUUCUGCCCUCUCUCCAAUUACAGAGAUAUUCAUUCAAAGGAUCUAAACUACAUCCAAGGUUUCUACUUUGAUCCAAUCUGGCCUCGAUCCACAGUCAUUUUCAAUGCCAUUGGUGGUGGUUAAUGAAAAAAAAAAGAAGCAAGCCUUUUCCUUGAUCUUUGUCAUUGGCCAUCUUGAAAGAAAGCAGGCUUUCUGGGAAAGGAUAGCUGUCUGUCAGAGCACAUUACCCUCAUAAGUGUGCAUGUGUGUAAAGGGGAGUAUGCCUGGUGUUGCCCCAUGCAUACAAAUAUACCAAAACUUUCUGACGUGGGGUUGCAUGCAGUAACUCAGGAGUGGUCCAGAAAGGGAAAACCACAGAUGAGCUGCAUCCUGUCAUCCCGAAUGAAUCUUGAUAAGUUAAACUUCCUAGUCUGUAUAUUAUAUUUAUACCAUAUCAGAAGGAGUUUCUCUGCAGGGCAAAGUACAAAUCUGAAUGUUUGGUUUUGUUUUUGUGUGUGUGUGUUUUUAGGCAGUAUUGUUUGUAUUAGUUGUGUAGUUGUAGAAAUGAUAAUGAUCUCCCCAUUUUUUUCUGUUUUGCUGGUAUGGUAUGUAUAUAAUGUACAUGCACAUGCUAUUGGCAGGGGCAUCUAGGACAAACCGACUUCAUGCCUUCAAAUCACCAUGUCUGUGAGUCAUUAUUUCCAAUGGAAAUCCCCACUUGCAGUACAAUAAUCCACCCUUACAAUGGGACUCAAGAUUGUCUCCUCUUUCUCUUAUUUCUUCUCUCUUGGUCCCUACUACCACAUCCUUCUACAUCCAAACAGCAAAGCCUGGCUAAAUGGGAUUGACUCCUUGUCCAUUACAUUCAAAUGAGAUAUUUGUAAAGCACUUAGCAACAUGCCUGGCACAUAGUUGGCACUUAAUAAAUGCUCGUUCCCUUCCCCGCCACCCAUUUCAACACUCAGCCUAAGCUGCACUGAUUGGGUUCCUAUCACCUCCCUCCUUCCUUUCCCUCAUCUCCUCCUGCAUAGUUGCGUAAGUCUAAUUUACCUACCAACCUGCCUCCCAGUCUUGUGAGAAUCAUUCUCCAUUAAAGGAGGGCUUGCUUAUACAGGACAUUGGAUCCCUUGGAGAAAAGUUAUCUAAAUACAAAGUGAUAGAACGUUAACAGGGCUGAGGGACCACAGGAUUGCCUCCAUGCUGCUGGAUCCCUGAAGUAGGGGUGCAGGAAGAGGAGGGGAGAGACCCCAAUCAGAACCCCAGGAUGUCAGAGCAAGUUGGUAAUUACAUAGCAAAAACUUUGCUCGUUGCUUCAUGAAUGAUGGUACAGUGAAAUGAACAUUGGUUCUGGAGUCCCCCCUCUUGUACUCACUAUCUGUGUGACCUUGGGCGAGUCAGCCUCUCUGGGCCUCAGUUCCUUCAUCUAAAAAUAAGUGAGUUGGCCUAGAUGGCUUCUGAGAUUCCUUCCAGGCCUAGAUCUAUAUUCCUGUAAACCGCCCACCCUCAUAUACCUGCUUUGCCUUUGAAUUUGCCGAAUUACAGGUAUUUCACUCCAGCUUCUUAAAAUUAUGAACUUUCAUUACUUUUGCAGUCAGAAUCUCCUUGGUUUUCUCCAAAGGAUCAAUCAUGGGAUUAAUGCUGGCUCAGAAUUUCUAGUCCACACACAAAGUUGUCUGGACAAAUUCAAGGUUUGUUCUAACGUACAUCUGACGUUGAAUGUGCCCUGAAGCCCUUCCAGAAUGUGGACCUGCUUUUUCAGGUACAUAUCAGAACAAAUGUUCUUCUCAGACCCUCACCCAAUGACAAUCACAGAGACAGAUGGCCUGGGCUAACAGACAAAGCACCAGCCACCGGACCUAGAGGCCUGGGUUCUCUCACCCUGGCCUUGUAAUCCUGACAUGGCACUUUUCGGGGCUUUGAUUUCUUCUCAAAAUGGAAGGGAGCCAUAGUUGGCACUUGAAGAUUCGGUUGGUAGAACAGUGUGGGCUUUAACAUUCCAAGGCAUCCCUUGCCCUGUAGUCAGAGCAUUUGUUAGUGGGUGUUGGGGCAUGAAUGUAUUUUUCAUAAGGAGAGCUCCCCACCUGAAUGGCAAGGAACCUACCUGGUGGGUUCUGAUAACAAGCUGUAACCCAUUCCCAUGGCAUUUGCACUGUCUUUAAAAAAAGAAAAAUCAUCCCUAUGCCUUAUUUCCUGUUAUUCUUCAUAGAAUGUGAUCCCUAACUUUGGAGUUUUGGGGGGGUUAGUUUUGGUUUUUUAUAAAAAGCAACCCCUCCCCCUUUCUGUAAAUAUUGAUAAUUUUUUUUUACAUGGAGGAACAGAGCAUUUUUGCUUUACUGCUGGACAGUUAGAGUAAUUUAUUACAAAGGGCUUAUGGUGGAUGGCUUCCAGGUGGCUCAGCAUACCAUGCAUGCAGGCAAAAUCCAGUAUAGUCUAAAGCGGCAUGUUCCAGGUCCUCCGCAGUUAUGGGAAAGGCAUGGGGAAUGGGGAAGACCAUGGUAUGUUCUAGUAUUUGUAGUUUAUAUCAGUCUAUGCUUAUAAGUAAUGCCUAGCACAGUAGAAAUAGAAAAUCCAGAAGAUUCAUUCAUUUAAUGCUUGAAAAAAAUAGAUAGGAAAGGUUGGUCCUUUAGGGAUAAGGGGGAAAGGUUAUUGUGCAGAUCACUUCAAGAAAGAAGUAUAAAUUCUCAAGAUAAAAAAGAAAUGAGAAUGGGAUGUCAAGCUGAACAUUGGAAGAGAAGAGUUGUUGUUUUAAAGUUUGGGACUUUUAGGAGGCAAUAGAAAGUGAUUUACAGAAUGUCGUUGGUCUGAAAGGAAAGUUACAUGUACCGCUUUCUGAAGUUAACUGUUUCCACAUUAGAAUUGUGUAACUGUUGAAUGUGACAUGUGUCUGCCAUUCAUUUCUGUGAAACUCUGUGGCAACAGGACCACAAUAAAAUGUGGGAAAGUGUAUCUGAAAUCCAAUAUUGCAAUGUAACAUAUUCUUACUGAUUAAAAGCCAGCAAUAAACCUGUUUAAGAAUUAA
Molecule: messenger RNA, 5245 nt
Organism: Vombatus ursinus (common wombat)
Lineage: Eukaryota; Metazoa; Chordata; Mammalia; Diprotodontia; Vombatidae
Gene: ANTXRL
Product: ANTXR like
Exons: 18
Coding region: 11-1684 (557 amino acids)
Cellular component (GO): membrane
Molecular function (GO): signaling receptor activity
Source: RefSeq, a predicted model, not a curated record